This is a messenger RNA of Closterium sp. Yama58-4, 3252 nucleotides long. The record is from the annotation of a GenBank genome assembly. NCBI's taxonomy places the organism in Eukaryota, Viridiplantae, Streptophyta, Zygnematophyceae, Desmidiales, Closteriaceae.
AUGUACGACACGUCGGCGGUACCGAUUUUCACGGGACAAAACUACUCCGCGUGGAAGUUUAAGUUCCAAGUGCUCAUGAUGGAGCGGGGACUUUGGGGUCUCUUCGAUGGGACGGAGAAGAAGCCGGACGACGAGAGCGACAUCGCGGCUUGGAAGAAGAAGGACCAAAAGGCGUUCGCUACGCUAAUCUCGCGGAUCGGCAUCAACCUCGUGAGCUCGGUGCGCACGUGCAUCAAGCUCGAAGCGUCGGCGCAUGAGGCGUGGAAGCGGCUCGAGACGAUUCACGUAAACAAGACUCUCCACGGCAAGAUCCUAGCCCGGAAUGCGUUCUACAUGGUGAAGUGGCGCGCCAGCGAAUCGAUACACGAGUAUGCGACUCGUGUGGAGGAACUCGGGGAAACGUUCGUAGACCUCGGUGGAACGGUCACGGAGGAGGAUUGGAUUUUGACCUUGCUUUGCGGUCUUCCGGAAGAGUGGUCGACGGUGAUAACGACACUCGAUAGCGUGCAAGACACUUGGACAAAGGAAACGGUGGUCGGUCGGCUUCUCCAUGAGGAAUCGCGUCGCCGACAAUUCGCUAAUGAGAGCGUGGAGACCGCCAUGUUCUCCGGAGGGAGUUCCGGAGGAAAGUCCAAGUGGAGCAAGGGUGCGACGAAGAAGUCGUACGGUGGAAGCGAUCGCGGCAAGGGGAACACAUCAAACGGCGCGAGCAAGUGCCACUAUUGCGGCAAAGCGGGACACUUUUGGCGAGAGUGUCGGAAGCGCCCGAGCGAUUGGACUCCAUCAAAGGCGCGGAACCAAGAGGGCAACGCGCACACGGCAUCCGGCGAGGCGGAUGAUACAAGGGAGUCGAUCGUGUUAUUGGCCGGUGACGGGACCAACACUCCAAACGACGCGUGGUUCCUUGACACCGGCGCAACACAACACAUGACGCACUCGGCAUCGUUCCUCACCAACGUUGUUGCACCGGGAGACGUCACGCGCGUCGUCUUCGGAAACGGCAAGUCGCUACCGGUGGUCGGAGUUGGGAGUACGCGUCUCAUCGUCGAUGGCGGACCGGUGGACAUCACGAACGUGCUUCACGUCCCGGGAUUGAAGGUGAAUCUACUCUCCGUCACUCAACUCGCGAAGAAGGACGUGAAGGUCACCAUCGAUGGCGCGACGAUGAACCUCUUUUGGAAGGGGAAGCAAUUCGCACAAGGCGUUCUCAACGGAGAACUUUACCAACUCAAGACGCACCCGGGAGCGGCUUCAUCCAACGUGGCGCAAGGUUCCAAGGCAACUCUCAAGGCGUGGCAUAAUCGACUUGCGCACGCCAACUACGACUCGGUCAAGGAGUUGGUCAACAAAGGACUCGCGAAGGGAAGGAAACGCCUGUACAACAAGUUUAAGUUCCAAGUGCUCAUGAUGGAGCGGGGACUUUGGGGUCUCUUCGAUGGGACGGAGAAGAAGCCGGACGACGAGAGCGACAUCGCGGCUUGGAAGAAGAAGGACCAAAAGGUGUUUGCUACGCUAAUCUCGCGGAUCGGCAUCAACCUCGUGAGCUCGGUGCGCACGUGCAUCAAGCUCGAAGCGUCGGCGCAUGAGGCGUGGAAGCGGCUCGAGACGAUUCACGUAAACAAGACCCUCCAUUGCAAGAUCCUAGCCCGGAACGCGUUCUACACGGUGAAGUUGCGCGCGGGCGAAUCGAUGCACGAGUAUGCGACUCGUGUGGAGGAACUUGGGGAAACGUUCGUAGACCUCGGUGGAACGGUCACGGAGGAGGAUUGGAUUUUGACCUUGCUUUGCGGUCUUCCGGAAGAGUGGUCGACGGUGAUAACGACACUCGAUAGCGUGCAAGACACUUGGACAAAGGAAACGGUGGUCGGUCGGCUUCUCCAUGAGGAAUCGCGUCGCCGACAAUUCGCUAAUGAGAGCGUGGAGACCGCCAUGUUCUCCGGAGGGAGUUCCGGAGGAAAGUCCAAGUGGAGCAAGGGUGCGACGAAGAAGUCGUACGGUGGAAGCGAUCGCGGCAAGGGGAACACAUCAAACGGCGCGAGCAAGUGCCACUAUUGCGGCAAAGCGGGACACUUUUGGCGAGAGUGUCGGAAGCGUCCGAGCGAUUGGACUCCAUCAAAGGCGCGGAACCAAGAGGGCAACGCGCACACGGCAUCCGGCGAGGCCGAUGAUUCAAAGGAGUCGCUCGUGUUAGUGGCCGGCAACGGGAACGAAACUCCAAGCGACGCGUGGUUCCUCGAUACCGGCGCAACGCAACACAUGACGCACUCGGCGUCGCUCCUCAACAACAUUGGCGCUCCGGGAGACGUCACGAGCAUCGUGUUCGGAAACAACGAAUCGCUACCGGUGGUUGGAGUUGGGAGUACGCGUCUCAUCGUCGAUAGUGGACCGGUAGACGUCAUGAACGUGCUUCACGUCCCGGGGGUGAAGGUGAACCUUCUAUCCGUCCCGAAACUUGCGAAGAAGGGCGUGAUCGCCACCAUCGACGGUGCGAAGAUGAACCUCUUUUGGAAGGGGGAGCAAUUCGCGCAAGGUGUUCUCCACGGAGAUAUCUACCAACUCAAGACGUACCCGAGAGCGGCUUCAUCCAACAUGGCUUCAUCCAACGUGGCGCAAUGCUCUAAGGCAACUCUCAAGGCGUGGCAUAAUCGGCUUGCGCACGCCAACUACGACUCGGUCAAGGAGUUGGUCAACAAAGGACUCGCGAAGGGAGUCGACGUGAUCGCCGGCGACGACGAGAAGGGCGUGUGCACGGCAUGUGUCGAAGGAAAAAUGGCUCGCAAGCCAUUUGCCGCCGCCAUGGGUCGUAUGCACAGUCAUGGAAAGGGUAUUUCGCGCUCCGCCCUGCCCUACAAGCGCACUCCUCCCAGCUGGUUGAAGAUCUCUGCCACCGAGGUCGACGAGCACAUCUGCAAGCUCGCGAAGAAGGGUCUGACGCCGUCGCAGAUCGGCGUCAUUUUGAGGGACUCCCAUGGUAUCGCGCAGGUGUCCGGCGUCACCGGCAGCAAGGUUCUGCGCAUUCUCAAGGCUCACGGCCUGGCGCCCGAGAUCCCCGAGGACCUGUACCAUCUGAUCAAGAAGGCGCUGGCGGUGCGCAAGCACUUGGAGCGCAACCGCAAGGACAAGGACUCCAAGUUCCGCCUCAUUCUCAUCGAGAGCCGCGUGCACCGCCUCGCGCGCUACUACAAGUGGACCAAGAAGCUGCCGCCCAACUGGAAGUACGAGUCCGGCACUGCCAGCACCCUUGUCGCCUAA